This is a messenger RNA of Scophthalmus maximus (turbot), 2437 nucleotides long. Its product is annotated as CLK4-associating serine/arginine rich protein. The record is from RefSeq and is a predicted model, not a curated record. The transcript is spliced from 21 exons. NCBI's taxonomy places the organism in Eukaryota, Metazoa, Chordata, Actinopteri, Pleuronectiformes, Scophthalmidae. The coding region runs from base 180 to 2153 and encodes 657 amino acids.
AAUCAUACAGCGCCCACAGUUGGCGGGAGUCGGUAUCGCAGAGGCCAACGUAGGCAGAGGAGGCGUGUGACGCUCCCCUACUAUCGCGCUUAUCCGAGCGAAAACAACCCCAGUCUGUGUCGGUGGUCCACAAAACAGCAGCCGUGCCCCGCCGCGCCCCCACCCCCAGCGGUGCUGUCAUGUGGCAGGAGGCCCGCAAACAUGAGCGCAAGCUCCGUGGCAUGAUGGUAGACUACAAACGCCGCGGAGAGCGCCGGCGAGAGUACUACGAGAAGAUCAAAAAAGAUCCAGCUCAGUUUCUCCAGGUUCAUGGCCGAGCCUACAAGAUCCAUCUGGAUCCUGCUGUGGCGAUGGCCGCUGAGAGCCCCAUCAACAUGAUGCCAUGGCAAGGGGAUGCCAACAACAUGAUUGACAGGUUUGAUGUGAGGGCUCACCUGGACUACAUCCCCACCUACACACCUCCUCUGCUCAACACAUCCAGCGCAGAGCAGGAAAUGGAGGAGAGGAGGUGUAACUAUGAGCGCUACAGAGGCCUAGUGCAGAAUGACUUUGCAAACAUCUCUGAGGAGCAGUGUUUAUAUCAGAUCUACCUGGACGAGCUCUACGGCGGCCUGCAGAAACCAAAUGAGGAGGAGAAGAAAAAGAUGGCUGAGAAAAAGGCCACUAUUGGUUACACCUAUGAAGACAGCACUGUGACAGAGCCUGAGCCCCAGUCAGACAAAGACGAAGAAAAUUCAGAAAACAGUGAAUCCGAAGAGGAUGAAGGCAUUCCAGAUAUUGAUGUGGAGGUUGAUGUUGAUGAGCUGAACCAGGAACAAGAGUUGGACCUAAACAAAAUUGCGACUCCAUAUGGAAUGGCUGAAGGAGACUUUGUCAGGAUGUUGAGGAAAGACAAGGAGGAAGUGGAGGCUAUCAAACAUGCCAAGGCUCUGGAGGCAGAGAAGGCCAUGUACUCUGGCCGGCGUUCUCGCAGACAAAGGAGAGAGUUCAGAGAGAAGAGGUUAAAGGGUCGACAGAUCAGCCCACCUAGUUAUGCCAGGAGAGACAGCCCAACAUAUGAUCCCUAUAAACGGCCAGAGUCAGAAUCCAGCUCUGAGUCGCGGUCACGUUCCAAGUCCCCUGGUCCAGAGAAGAUCACCUUCAUUACCAGCUUUGGAGGUAGCGACGAAGAAGCUGCAGGGGCAACUCAAACUGCCGCGCCUCACUCUGGCCACGCCCCCUCCACCUUGCAGCACCCUGCAGGUCAUAGCAGGGGCUCCCGGAGACGAAGGUCCUCGUCCAGUCGUUCCCCUUCCUCCUCCUCCUCCUGCUCAUCAUCUCGGUCCUCUUCUCGCUCAUCUUCCCGUUCCCGUCGAGCCCGACGGGGACGAGGGGGAAGGGACGGGCGCCGUUCCCGAAGCCACUCGCGUGUGAGGCGGCGCACCCGAUCUCACUCCAGGGGUAGAGGAGGGAACGGAGGAGCUGGAUCCUGGAGGAGACGGGACCGGACGCGAUCGCGGUCCAACGACAGAGACAGAGAACGGGAGAGGGACAGGGAUAGGAGACGACACGUGGCACGCAAACGAACAAGGUCUCGUUCCAGCUCACGACAGGGGGGCAGUUCCAGGCGAGGGGGCCGGCGCAGUGGGAGCUACCGUCGGGGAGACAGCGGCAGCCAUAGCCCCUCUCAGUCCCCCGGCCGCCAAAACCACAGUCCCUCUCCUUCUCACAGAGGGGGCCCUCCCUCUACCACCUCUGUCUGUGAAAAGCUAAGAAAGCCUGAUACUCCGAGUGGUAAAGAGACGGGAGCUGCCAAAUUCAAGAUGACGCCACAGGAGCGACUGAAGCUUCGUAUGCAGAAGGCGCUCAACAGGCAGUCCAAGGCGGAUAAAAGAGCAGCUCAGGUUAAGAUCCAGCAGCAGGAAAACAAACGACAGGAGCGAGAGGGAGAACUGCGAGCGAUGGCACGCAAGAUCCGCAUGAAGGAGCGGGAGCGCCGCGAGAAGGAGAGAGAUGAAUGGGAAAGACAGUAUGGGAGGCAGAGCCACUCGCCUUCUCCUUCCAAAUAUGGCCGAGAAAGCAGCUCAAACAGAAGGAGGUCUCGGUCUCGGUCUCGGUCUCGGUCACGGUCUCGGUCACGGUCACGGAGUCGGAGUCCUUACUACAGAUACUGAGCUAACAGUUGGAAAAUAUCAGAAGUGCAUUAAUUUGUCACACACACACACACACACACACACACACACUGUCCAAUAAAAAGGUGAUGGAAGAAGAUGGGAACAGAUGGAUUGACAAAUGUACACUAGAACAUGUGUUCUCUCUCACUGUCGGUCUACAGAGUAUACAACUUUGAUCUGAUACCUUAGUUUCACUGAUUACACAACUGAUUGAGUUUGAUCUGCCCAUAUCAGUUUUGCUCCAUCUUGUAAAGAUUGUCAUAUUAAAUGAGUUUCUUCUCUUC